UAGCACAUAACCUCUUGGCCUGAUUGCAUUCACACGAUGGCUCAACUUUCGUUUGCAAAAGACGCCCUAUCCACGAGCACCGACUACGCAGCUUGUAAUCCUGUGCUAGGUCAGGUCUCUUCCGAGCUUGAGAAUCAAUUCCACAGAAGGAAGCUGCUCGCAUCUCUUCGUGGGCAAACAAUCAGGGUACCGGAUCUCAAGCCUCUGUUUAGUCAUUGGCCAACAAAGACAAAUGACGGCAUCGAUCAGAUGCGACAAGACAUACAUAAAUGGCUAGAUAGUACUGUGGCUCCGGGAAACAUGUUGGCUGGACUGCAGGCAUCCGAUUUUGGCCUGUUUGGCGCGACGUGGUGGCCAUGUGCGCCUUUCGAAAGACUAAGAAUCGUCACCUACCUAGCUGUCUGGCUCUUCACUUGGGAUGAUGAAAUCGAUCUUUCUGAUGGAACCAUGUGGAAUGAAUUCGGUGCAGCGCAGAGCUACCGCGAGCAAACAAUUGCCUACGUGCGCUAUUCACUCGGAAUUGAUGUCGACAAACCAAGCAUUGAAAAUCGAAUCAUCCUCAAUUUCGACCCAAUAGGUGCUGCAGUGCGAGGUCGAUACACCCUAGAACAACGCCACAUGUUCCUCAAAGAGAUGGAAUUUUUCAUGGAAAUGUCAGAGAGGGAACAGAUUCUUCGACUCUCCGGCGGUAUAGCUUCGAUGGAAGAGUUCUGGGAGUAUCGCCUUGGGAGUAGCGCUGUGACCGUGUGUCUUGCGCUCAACGAAUUUAGCUGGGAUGGCAUGGAUCUACCUCUCCAAUUCUAUGCUGAUGGGGAUGUGAGAGCGCUCUUUAGGCACACAAACACUAUCAUCUCGGCAGUGAAUGACCUUCUCUCGAUUAAAAAGGAGAUAAAGCGGGACGCGAUCGAUAGCCUGAUUCCCAUCAUUUACUUCCGCACGAACGACAUUCAGACCGCCGUUCAGCAGGUGGUGGCUUUCAUCGAGAAUGAGAUCAAGGACUUCGAUGCGGCAGCUGCAUCACUGAUCAGAAAGUACUUGGACGCCGAGCCAGCCAUUCAGAACCACGUACAUAAAUUUAUUGAUGGGUGCAAGUACUACUCAACUGGAAAUCUUACCUGGAGCCUCGAGACAGACCGGUAUGGAGUUGACCAUGUGGAGGAUCGGUCGGGAGAUAUUGUGAUGAUUCUGUAGAUACAGCAGUUUAUGAAAGAAGCUUCCGUACGAAGGGCGAUGAAUGAAAACAGCAUUUAGAUCAUAUCUAUGCUGCAUGAGGUGAAGUGUUCUCUAAAUUGUUCUACAAUGCAAACAAAAAUUGAUUUCAA
Messenger RNA from Aaosphaeria arxii CBS 175.79, 1322 nucleotides. Its product is annotated as terpenoid synthase. The transcript has 5 exons. The record is from RefSeq and is a predicted model, not a curated record. Lineage: Eukaryota; Fungi; Ascomycota; Dothideomycetes; Pleosporales. Bases 37 to 1191 code for a protein of 384 amino acids.